This is a messenger RNA of Macaca mulatta (Rhesus monkey), 2290 nucleotides long. The record is from RefSeq and is a predicted model, not a curated record. NCBI's taxonomy places the organism in Eukaryota, Metazoa, Chordata, Mammalia, Primates, Cercopithecidae.
AAAUGAGUUUGGAGAGGGCCAGCAGCUCCAUGUCACACAGCAAUGACACUGACAUAAAUAGCUCUGGAGGGCAAGGACUUGCAGGGCCUGGCUGCAGAUAUGGGGACUCACGUUGAGGUGGCACUGCUCACCUGGAGCGGCACACUGGAGUCACCUGGGACCAGCCUCCUAGAAGUCCCCAUGCACCCGCCUGUCAGAAAUUCUGAGCUCGGAGAUUUUUCAAAACUCCUAGGUCCAGUGGUUUCUGGCAACAGCGGGCACAUUAGCAUCACCCGGGGAGCCUGCCCUCACCCAGACCAGUUCAUCAGAACCUCUUGGGGUGGGGGGCGGGGCUGGGGUAGGGAGCAGCAGCCAGGUAUGAGUAUUUUUGAAAACUGCCUGAAGAACUCCAAUGCACAAGUAAGUCAAGGACCCCCACGAACUCAACACCGCGACCAGACUGGAAAAGGUGUUGGUCGACAACUUCUGCAUUUGCGAAGGGUGCAGUGUCCCUCGCUGUCUCAUGUAUGAGAUUUACGUGGAGACCUGUGGGCAAAACACUGAGAACCAAGUCAACCCGGCCACCUUUGGGAAGCUUGUGAGAUUGGUUUUUCCUGACCUUGGCACCCGGAGGCUGGGCACUAGAGGAAGUGCCAGGUAUCAUUAUGAUGGGAUCUGUAUCAAGAAAAGCUCUUUCUUCUAUGCCCAGUAUUGCUACCUUAUAGGUGAAAAAAGGUAUCACAGUGGAGAUGCCAUCACCUUUGAAAAAUCUACUAAUUAUAACAGCAUUAUCCAACAGGAAGCAACAUGUGAAGAUCAUUCACCGAUGAAGAGAGACCCGGUUGGAUCCCCUUUGUCUGAAUUCAGGAGAUGUCCAUUUUUGGAGCAAGAGCUAGCAAAGAAAUACUCUUGUAAUGUGAUGGCCUUCCUUGCUGAUGAAUACUGCAACUAUUGUCGAGACAUUUUACGAAACGUGAGGAACCAAGAACUUGAGAGGGUGGAGGACUUGCUUACUUCCUUCUGGAAGUCUCUGCAGCAAGACACAGUCGUGCUGAUGUCAUUGCCUGACGUGUGCCAGCUCUUUAAAUGUUACGACGUCCAGCUGUACAAGGGAAUUGAGGAUGUUCUCCUUCAUGACUUCUUGGAAGAUGUUUCUAUUCAGUACCUGAAAUCUGUGCGGUUAUUUAGUAAGAAACUUAAGCUGUGGCUUCUUAAUGCUCUGGAAGGUUUUCCAGCCCUCUUGCAGAUCUCCAAACUCAAAGACUAUGAGAACGGUGUUGAAAAGUAAGAGGCGUGUCGGCGUUUUGAAGUCAGAUGUGCAGGCCAUCAUCAAUCAAGCCACUUUGGCUACUUCUAAGAAAGCCCUGGCAAGUGACCGGAGUGACGCAGAUGAACUGGAGAACAACCCAGAGAUGAAAUGUUUAAGAAACUUAGUUUCUUUGCUGGGAACAUCAACAGAUCUCAGUGUAUUCCUCAGCUGUCUGUCUUCACAUCUCCAAGCAUUUGUGUUCCAGCCCAGCAGAAGCAAAGAAGAGUUUAUCAAAUUGGCCGCCGGCUUCCAGCUGAGAUGGAACCUUCUUCUCACUGCCGUGAGCAAAGCCAUGACCCUCUGCCACAGAGACAGUUUUGGCUCCUGGCAUCUGUUUCACUUACUGCUUUUGGAAUAUGUGAUUCAUACACUUCAGUCAUGCCUAGAGGAGGAAGAGGAGGAGGAGGACAUGGGGAAUGUCAAGGAGAUGCUACCAGAUGACCCGACUCUUGGCCAGCCAGACCAGGCACUUUUCCACCCUCUGAAUUCCUCAUGGCCCCAGACGUGUGCCUGCCCCAGUGUGGAGUCACUGGGGGUGACGCCGACACACGUGGACCAGGGCCGAUAUCCUGUGGGUGUGAGCAACAUGGUCCUCAGGAUCCUGGGCUUCCUGGUGGACACUGCCACGGGCAAUAAGCUCAUCCAAGUACUGUUGGAAGAUGAAACCACCGAAAGCGCAGUUAAACUCAGCCUUCCUAUGGGACAAGAAGCCCUCAUAACCCUAAAAGAUGGACAACAAUUUGUGAUUCAGAUAUCAGAUGUACCCCAAAGCUCUGAAGACAUUUAUUUCAGAGAAAGCGAUGCUAAUGUGUGAGAUUAUUUAUUUGUAUAGAGAAUAAGAAAACUGAUAGACUUGCAUUCUUAAAAAUAUUAAAUACUAGAGUUUUUCUAUUGACGGAAGACGAUGUUAUGUAUAUAAUAGAUGUAGCAUUGUCUAUUUUAUGUUUAUGUAUUCCUAAGGAGGUGGUUUUGAUACAAUAUAUAAACUGAUUUGGAGAAUAA